Molecule: messenger RNA, 2180 nt
Organism: Humulus lupulus (European hop)
Lineage: Eukaryota; Viridiplantae; Streptophyta; Magnoliopsida; Rosales; Cannabaceae
Exons: 2
Coding region: 24-464 (146 amino acids)
Source: RefSeq, a predicted model, not a curated record
GGUUGUAGUAGCUUUAAGGACUCAUGGUUCAUACACGGUUUUCAUCCUCAUCUCCUCCUUCCCAAACAAAUACUCCAACUUCUAAAUCUAAUAUAAAAUAUGCAGUUACUUCUUCUAGUGAAGCAAGAGUGAAGAAAAGGCUCUAUAACAACAAACAUGAAGCUAGGAAAGCAAAAAGAACCAAAAAGAGCCAAUUAACUAUUGAAGAACCUUGUGAAUCCCCUCUUGAGGGUAUGGAUUUCCCAAUUCAUCCGAAUAAUCAAUGUUCUUCAAAAAUUUCUUAUACAAUCAAACAUUCACAGAUUCAAGCUAUCCUCCAAAAGCUUUUGCCGAAGCAAGUUAGUGAAUUUGAUAAUUCUUGUUUUGGUCAUUUCUUAACUCUGUCGGAGUUCACAAUGCAACAUCAACUUAUCCAUAGCCUAUUGCUCAGAGAGUUGCAACAGCUCGACAACCUUGAGAUUUAAGCUGAUAUAAAUGGAAUGAAGCCUCGUUUUGGGAUGAGGGAGUUUGCAUUGGUUACAGAUUUACGUUGUUUGGGAUCAAUAGAUAAGAUGAAAUAUGUUACGAAGGAUGAUGGUCUUUAUUCUACAUAUUUUAAGGACCAUUCGAAUAUCAAUAAAAAAUCUUAAGGAAUGCUUUGAUAGGGAACACUGACAAAAUGAUGAGAAUGCUUUGAAGAUUUCAUUAAUGCAUUUUUUGCACAAUUUCUUAUUUAGUUCUUCUGAUGCUAAUAUUGUCCCAAGAGAAGACUUCAAUAUUAUAGAUAGUGGUGAGUUUUAUGAAUUUUCUUGGGGUAAGGAAGUUUUCAAGGCCACUGUUGAAUCUUUGAAAAACAAAUUGUUGGAAAGAAAAGUAAAAAGAGAGCAACAAAGAUGAAAAGAGAAAAGACAAGCAUUAUUAUAGGUUUCUUGGGUUUCCAUAUGCCUUUCAAGUAUGGUUUUUUGAGUGUUGUCCAUACUUGAAUGGGAGAUAUUGUCGUCUCUCUCAUGGAUCAAUCUCACGCAUUAUCGAAUAGUCAAGCAAAAUUCAGCCUUCAUUCUCAGAGGUGACCGAGGUGUUAUCUUUGAAUGUUGCAGAAGUAUUUUUAUUUUUAAUAAUAUGGUUUUAAUGUUAUAUUAUAUAUAUUUGACUUUUUUUAUUUGCAGUUGAAAUUGAGGAAUAUAUAUCCUACUUCCGAGGAGAGAAAAAACUCACAAAUGAAGACUUUGUUUCCAAAAGAAAAGGAGGCUCUUGAGGUUGACAGUGAUGUUCCUAAAAAUGCUAGAGUUUCUCAUGGAAUUGCAACAACUAAUUAUAGAGUUCCUGCAUUAGGAGAUGAUGACUUUGUGGAGACUCAUCCUCGGUCUGUUGCUAGUGGUUCUUCACCUUCUUUGUUUGUUGUUAUCCCCAUUUCCUGUCGUGGGCCCGGGACGAUGGUCCAGGCCCAUGGUCUGGGCAUUCGGAUAUGGGCCCGGCCCAAGCCCGCUUGGUACAGGAGUAACCAAGGGCUACGACCCAAGUGUGACUCUUGACCCGGAUGGUGUUCGGGAUGGUGAUCCAGGAUAGUCGUCCAGGAGACGUAUGGACAGUUGGGAUUACAGUUGAAGUAUACGUAAAAACGAUCCCGAAGCCUGGUAAACGGUCCGGGCCUAUGGUAAACGAAGAGGGACAGAGGUAAACGAACCCGGAUCAGGUCCUUCCGGUUUGGCAAGGAAAAGCAUCCGUGACCCUGAAGCCGUCCCACGACGCGUGGGGAUUGUCCCCACUUUUCACCUACGGAAAAGGCCACCUCGGGAUUGCACGCCGCUGUUUCAGACCUGCGCUGCCAAGUACUCUGAUUGGCUUUGUCCCCUGAAUCUGCCUCGUAACUCGAAGUGCCCAGACCAAAAGCACCAUUUUGUCGGGCGAAAUUUAGUUCUUGGGCCGCCCUAUUGGGCCUUAAUUAUUCUUGGACCUAUGUAUUUUUGUCUUUCAUAUUGGGCUUCCGCCAGAGAAGCCAAGAGUAUCCACAUCUUUGAUGGGCCCGGGUCAUACCCGGCCCAGAUCCAGUGUUCUUAUGAGCUUAUAAAUACAGGCGUUAGAGCACUAAGAAAAGGAUCUCUCUUCGACUUGUAUACAGUUACUCUGUCAAAACAUAGAGAAAAACUCCAUUGUAAAAGACUUUCUAAGCUCUAAUACAACUAACUCGUGGACUAAGGCUC